AAACGGCAUUAAAGUUGAUGGACAUUUUAGAACAAAUUGAUCAAAAGCCUAUUGAAAUUACUAAUCUUAUGCAAAGGUUUACAUUAGAUGUUCUUGGAAAAGUUUGCUUUGGUUUUGACUUUAAUAAUCUUGGUGAUCCGAAUAAUGUCUACGUAACAACAUAUAAUGAUGUUCAAAAAACUCUUAUGAAUCCAUUUAAUUAUAUUUUGCCACUUGAACUUAUUCCAGGAAUAAGGCAAAAAAACCUUAGAAAAAUUAAUAAAUUAAAUAGUUUGUUUGAAGGAAUUAUUAAAGAAAAACAUAAAGCUUUAGCUGCUGGAAAGUUUCGAGGAGAUCUUUUGGAAGUUAUGUUAAAAGCUAACGAAAAUCAAGAUAAUCAAAUGUUAUCAGAUACUGAACUAAGGCAUAAUCUAGCAGCUUUUAUGCUUGGUGGUCAUGAAACAAAAAAAGCUCGAGAAGAAGUAUUGAGAAUACUUGGAGACAAUUUAAUUCCAUCAACAGAGCAAUAUAAAUCAUUAAAAUACUUAAAUACUGUUCCAUCUUUGUCGUGGCGUAAAUUAACUGAGGAUCUAAAAAUUAAGGAUUUGGUAAUUCCAGCUGGCACAAAUAUUGAAGUAUUCAUAUACGGAAUUCAACAUUCAUCAAAACUUUGGGAUAAUCCUGAAGAAUUUUUGCCUGAGAGAUUUGAAAAUGAACACAUGAACAUUGAAAAUAAUUCAAAUAAUUCUUGGUUUGCUUUUGGUGGUGGACCCAGAAU
Molecule: messenger RNA, 757 nt
Organism: Racocetra persica
Lineage: Eukaryota; Fungi; Glomeromycota; Glomeromycetes; Diversisporales; Gigasporaceae
Source: the annotation of a GenBank genome assembly